AUUCAGAUUCAGCCUGGACCACUUUUCUCGAUGACAAUUCUGAGUUAGCGGAUGUGUCAACCGAGUUCAGCAUCCAACGCUCGUUGGAAUUGGCCUGGGGCAGAUGGAGAAGCUCACCACGGUACAACAGCAAAGGCUCUGAGCGCACACACACAGACACAUUGGGCGACACAGACGAAGCCUCUGAUAGCGUCAAGAAACUGUCUAUGCGUUGCCACAGUGAAUCCAUGGUAUCCCUCGGCACGCGCUACCGCCAGUCCAGCCCAUCUAGCGCCUCCUCGUUCCGGAAUGGCUCAAUGCCGAAUACCAGGACAGGGUCCCCAUUACAAUCCAAAGUGCGGCCCAGGACAUCCUUGUCAGGUGCACUUGUUAGCCGCAUGGCUGGUACACACAAGCGACCACAAAAGGCCUAUCGGGUGCCAAGGGCUCUGGAACAUGUUGCGAGGAGUGGUACCGUCGUAGGGAGUGGGAGUGGGUCUGGUCUCCAUGGCAACCACGCCAGAUCCGCUUCCGGCCCAGACAGCCAAUGCCACACGCUCACUGGGACUGCGCAUACAACCCAGCCCACGCAAUCGCAGACAGACUUGUUGGAGUGGGCCAACAGGGCUACAGACACAGACCAGGACUCACUGUCUGGGCAGUCGCAAGGCUCCGACAUCCCGGAUGCCCUGGAUUUGCACAAAUGGGUGACGGACAGUGCCGCCGCGAGUCCGCCUACGGAGUCGGAUAUGAGCCACAUCCGCCAAUCAGAUCUGGUUGUAGCGCCUGUUGCCAUGGCAACGCCAAAGGGGCCAAUUGGAGACGCGGUAGGUGAUGGUAUUAUCUAUGAGACGGUCGAGCCAGACACCGACACCACCGCCGUGUGCAAAACCGACUUACUUCCGAAUGGGGUGUGGGCACCCAGCCCAGAUGCGAAAGCCUCAGGAGGUGCCGUAACCAUGGCAACCAGUAAAACCCCGACGGUGGCCGAUAGGCGGAUGCCCUUCUCAAAAACGCGGCAGACCAUAGGCGCUGGUCACUUCCAAACAGGACACCGGUCACCACUGGGCAAACACCUGGAGACCCACAGGCGUACCAUCAUGGCCUCACCCAUUUUUCAGGACAAUAGGACGCCCGGUGUGCGCUCAGUGACCCAGUCCGCACCCUUCGCACCAAGUGCUGGCGCAAGGGCCACCAGGACACACAGUGGAUUAGGUGUAACAGGCACACACAGUGGAAUAAAUACAAGUACAACAGGCACACACAGUGGAAUAAGUAUAGGUACCACAGGCACACAUAGUGGUAUAAGUGUAUGUACAACAGGCACACACGGCACAUUAAGGGUUACAGGCACACACAGUGCACUCUCCAGUCCUCGAAGGAGUUCUGAUAUGUUACCCUCACGUCGCAGUAGCACUAUGGCGAUGGACCAGAAGGACUUUUGUAUACGCCAUAUGAACAACCCUACAGGCCAGGGCAAAAGGAGCCCUACGGCGACGCACCAGGUGGACUUCUGUAGGCGCCACAUCAGCAACCCCACAGACCAGGUCAAAAGCAGUCCUACGGCGACGCACCAGGAGGACUUCUGCAGGCGCCACAUCAGCAAUCCCACAGACCAGGCCAGAAGUCCCGAUGUUCGGGAUUUGUUCACGCGGCCACAGUCAGCGUCCACAUCGCGGACACUGCCGAGCGAGGAUGUGGCCAAGGAAGAAGCAGCCGUUAACAAUGCUUUAGAUGGGAAGAUUAAAAGUACAGCAGCCACGAAUAGGGCGCAUGGGAGGAGACUCUCGAGUGGUGCACAGCCGGCGGUAGGUAGGAGUGCGCGGGGGAGUAGGGGACAGCCGUCCAUGAAGUGUCGGAAGUGGAAUGGCUUAUGCAGGCAUGUAAGGCUGCAAACGAGUAGCUUAUGA
Molecule: messenger RNA, 1889 nt
Organism: Sphaeroforma arctica JP610
Lineage: Eukaryota; Ichthyosporea; Ichthyophonida
Exons: 4
Source: RefSeq, a predicted model, not a curated record